CCUCCCCCUUACUAAAGAGCCUGGGGCCUGGAAUCAGGCCUUGUGUGGAAACCCCACUCCACCGCUCACAGUCUUGGGGGGCUUCAGGCACACGCUUGACUUUCUGAGUUUCCUUUCCCUGUCUGUAAAAUGGGACAAUAAUGCAUACUCCUAGGUUGUGAAGAUUAAAUGUGAUCAAAUACAGCUUAUGGCAGAUGCCCAACAGAGUAUGUGAAAAAACAGACAAGCAUUUCGUUGUUCGGGUCCCCUGGCAUUUUACAUGUCCUGGAGAAGCGGCCUUCAGGCAGGCCUGGAUGCCGGUCACUCGCCACUGCGCCCGCCUCCUCGCUAACGGCGGGGAGGGAGGGCUUACCUGCAGCGGUGACUCCCUUGAUUGGGGCAGUGAAAUCGGGGGAGGAGGAAGACUCCGGGACGCUCCGAGCCGGAACCCCAAGCGGCGCGGGAUACAGAUCGCCGAGGCCCCUCCCGCGGCGCUGACACCCCGCUCGGGCAGCCGGGGCCCCUGACCCUCCGCUCCCCCGGCGCCGCGCCGGGCGCGGAGGGGUGGGUGGCUGGGCCCGCGGCGCCGCCUCCUGAGACCGGGUGCCGGGAGCGCCCCUCGCAGAGCCCAGGGCGCCGCGGGAUGCCCGGGAGGCGGGGAACAGGGACCGCUGCCUCCGAGAUGUGAGCCAACCCCCCGCCGCCCAUGGGGGCGCCGCGACCAUCCGAGGGGGCGCCCCGCCGCCCGACCCUGCUGCUGCCGCCGCCGCUGCUGCUGCUCCUGGCCGCGCCGUGGGGACGCGCAGGUACGGGGAGCGGGCCCGGCAUCGGACCGACAGGUACGGGGAGCCGGCUCGCCGCAGGACCGACAGUCCCCUGUGGCUUGGGUGUUCUGCCUAAACCUACAAACAUCACUUUCUCAUCCAUAAACAUGAAGAAUGUCCUACAGUGGAAUCCGCCGGAGGGCCUAAAAGGAGUUGAAGUUAUUUACACCGUGCAGUAUUUCAUCAGAUAUGGGCAAAAGAAAUGGCUGAAUAAAUCUGAAUGCAGAAAUAUCAGUAGGACCUCUUGUGAUCUCUCUGCUGAAACCGCAGACUACGAGCACCAAUAUUAUGCCAAAGUCAAGGCCAUUUGGAAAACAAAUUGUUCCAAGUGGGCAGAAACAGGACGAUUCUAUCCUUAUUUAGAAACACAAAUUGGCCCACCAGCAGUUGCUUUGACUACUGAUGAGAAAUCCAUUACAAUUGUUCUGAAGGCACCAGAGAAGUGGAAGAGAAAUCCAGAAGACAGUUCUGUUUCCAUGCAACAAAUAUACUCCGAUUUGAAGUAUAAGGUGUCCGUGUACAAUACCAAAUCCAACCGAACGUGGUCGCAGUGUGUGAGCAACCACACGCUGGUGCUCAGCUGGCUGGAGGCGGACACGCUGUACUGCGUGCACGUCGAGUCCUUCCUGCCUGGGCCUCCCCGCCGUGCCCGGCCCUCGGAGAAGCAGUGCGUCCACACGCUGAAAGAUCAGGCAUCAGCGUGGAAGAUUAAAAUCAUCUUCUUGUAUGUUUUGCCGAUAUCCAUUAGCAUGUUUAUUUUUUCUGUGAUGGGCUACUUGAUGUACAGAUAUACCCAUGUUGGCAAAGAGAAACACCCGGCAAAUUUGAUUUUGAUUUAUGGAAAUGGAUUGGACAACAGAUUCUUUGUAACCGCUGAAAAAGUCAUGUUUAACUUUGUCACACUCAAUAUUGUGGAUGAUUCUAAAGUUUCCGAAACGGGUAUCAGUUUAACGGAAGAGAGUGGGGCCGUGGCCGGCCGGGAGGAGGCUGGGCCCAGUGGCGGCCAGGACCCCCGCCUGGAGGAGGUGGAGGUGAAGCACUUGGGCUACGCUUCACACGAGAUGGAAGUUCUCUUGGAAGACAUUUCCGCAACUCAGCAAGAAUCGCUCAGUGGAAACAGCCCCGUGGAUAACACAGUCAUAGGAUACGAAUACGAUAUGAGAACUUCCAUAUGUGUGGGGCCCGAAGACCAAGAGCUUCAUCGGCCGGAUGAGGUGUCCAUACAAGGAAAGUUAUUUGAGCGACGGGCAGCUGCGGCAGCUGCGGGGCCACAGGCUUUCCUGUCCUCAUACACCCCCCAGCUUGGACACCUGGAGCCCCUGGCCCAGGAUCACACAGACACCGAGGAGGGGCCACAGGAAGACGCUCUGACCACGCUGGUGGACUGGGAUCCCCGGACUGGCAGGCUGUGCAUGCCUUCGUUAUCUAGCUGUGAGCAUGAUGUGGAGGGACUGGAACCUUCCGAGGAGUGGUGUGGGCUCCCAGCCGGCGGCCUCCUGUCCAGACUCUACGAGGAGCCGGCUCCAGACGAGCCGCCGGAGGAAAAUGAAAGCUAUCUCCUGCAAUUUAUGGAGGAAUGGGGAUUGUACGUGCAAAUGGGAGAUUAAUGCCAAACCUUCCCUAGGCCAGACCCCUACUGUUACCGGGCAGGGACGGGCUGACGAUGAGUUACAGGACAAUAAAGGACCUGGUGAAAACUCAGCUUUCUCAGGGUCAGUGGGAAUCACUGACCUCUCCCCUCCACACACGGCACUGGUUUUCUUUGCCCUCACGUAGAGGAGUGGGUCAAGUCCGGGGGUCUCUGACAUUGAUGACCACCACCUGGAGUAGCAGGCAGUAAGUGACUGCCAAGUUAAAGGGAGAAUGUACCCAGGUGGGUUCUCUAGGGCUCCUGUAUUAUUUCUAAUAAGCACCCAGUUGUUUUCUGGGCACUUACCCUGUAGAUAGCAUUGUAAAAAUAUUUCAAAAAGAUCAUUCAUUUUAUAAAGGCUACUUCUUUAGAAUUUGGUCUCUUGGCAGAAUGAUGAAAUAAUUGAAACAUACACAUACCACUAGCUAAGUGGUAAACUCAAGGUGAAGGGUUGCAACUCACUAUCACAUCAUAGUAAUCCAGGUCUAGUGUGCAUAAACCAGGCACAGACCUUCGUGAUGACACGGGCUUUGGGCUAUUUUAUGUGGCCAUUUUUCUUUAAAUGCAAUUUUACUGAGAUAUAGUCACACACCAUAUAAUUCAUCCAAUGUAUGCAAUCAUUGGCUCACUGUAUCAUCAUGUAGUUGUGCAUUCAUCACCACAAUCAAUUUUCAUUAUUCCAAAAUAAAGAAAAAAAGAAAGAAGAACACCCAAAACAUCCAAUAUCCCUUAUUCCAC
Choloepus didactylus (southern two-toed sloth) is the source of this 3171-nucleotide messenger RNA. RefSeq names its product interleukin 20 receptor subunit alpha (gene IL20RA). The record is from RefSeq and is a predicted model, not a curated record. The transcript has 7 exons. Gene Ontology annotation, molecular function: interleukin-20 binding. NCBI's taxonomy places the organism in Eukaryota, Metazoa, Chordata, Mammalia, Pilosa, Megalonychidae. The coding region runs from base 686 to 2410 and encodes 574 amino acids.